CGGCUUGGUUUAAAACCUUGCAGGAUCCUUCUGUCAGGGCAGUCUGUAGGAAGGGCUGCAGGUAACUGGGUGCACGAGGACUCGCUAUCAUCACACAUUUACACACAAACAGACACACACCUGGUGGACCAGAGUGAUCGCAGUCGCUUCUUUGGAGUCCACCUCUGGAUCUGCAGAUAAAAAACCAACCACAGCAGGAUUUGAGGAGAUCCAGUCAUGGCUGAAAGGAGGAGAAGCAGCUUCUCUGGUGUGUGGAUAACUGCUCUGCUGGCUGUGAUGCUGCUGCCUGCGUUCCUGUCUGCCGGGCCAAUUGUGAAAAAGUCCAAAGGAGAUGCAGGGGAAAGUAUCCAGGAGAGGUCGGCUGAUGCAGCGUUACACAGGAGGCUGAUCCGCAACCGCAGGAACAUCAGCUGGUACAAGCAGCACUCCGACUUCUGGAGCUGGUACAAGUUCUUCACUGACAACGGCAACCAGGAGGCAGUCCAGGAGAUGGAUCGCAUCUACCUGGCCUACCUCCAGAACAAGAACCGUGCCGAGGGGCGUCGCUCCUACAAGGCCUACUUGCGCCACCUGGGGGAGAUCUACAAGUCCUGCGCCGACUCCGACGACCCCAACUGUGUGGCUUCCCACACCACCAGGCCCAAACCAGAGCCCCCUAAACCUGCACCAGUAAAAACCUGCGACCCCACCAAAGACACCUACUGCCUGUACAUUGCUCUGGUCCAGGGCAAGAGCCCCUACCUGCCCCUGGUGCUCCCAGCUGCCACUCCCGCCCCGGCACCAGCCAAGGUUCCUGCCCCUCUGUACGUUCGCUCUGCUGCUCCAGCUAAAGAGCCCCAGUCAGGGUAUAUGUACUUCGCUCCAUCUGCAGUGUCUUUCCUCUCCAAGGAGCAGAAGGCCGAGCUGCUGCGUAUCUGCUCUGCUGAUGAUGUGGAGUGUCUGCAGUACCAUCUGAGAGCUGCCCACGGCUAUGCACCCUCCGCUGGGCCUCUCCCUUCAUAUGCCCACCUCGGCUGUGACCCCAAGAAAGACCCCACCUGCAAACCUAAAUUGGUGCAGAAAGCCCCUUCUGGUCUCUACCUGCAGUACCCCAACUGUGAUCCUCGGGAUCCCUUCUGUGCCUAUGCUGCCUCCCUUGUGGCUCCCCGUGCUCCUAACCCUCCUGCCCCUGCAGGCCCCGGAUCCUGUAACCCUCUUUUUGAAGAAGGCUGCAACCCUCUUACCGCCACCAGGUUUGCUACUCCCCCAGAGGCGUACAAAACCGAAGAAAAAGAAGAGGCCGCUGCUCUUCGUGUUGCUCCUCCUGCUGCUGAGCAGAACAGCGACCCCUAUUCCAUGUUUAGGGAUGCUUAUACUAAUGCUAACAGAGUCAAUGAUCAUUAUGCUGUGUACCGCCAGGCUAGCGCCCCGGCUUCUCCUCCUGCUAGCGACCCAUUUGCCAUGCUGCGCAGAUACAUGGCCCAAGCUCAGGCUAGUGACCCUUAUGCUCCACGCAUGGAGGCUGCUCCUGACUCCAACCCCAACGAUCCCUUCUCUGCUAUCCGUGAGGCGGCGGCUGCCAUGCAUCGCCGUGGCCCUCCCACCCCCAGGCAGCAGUUCCCGUUCUCCAAUCCCAGUUUUGAGGAGCCUCCCCAGGAGGAGCGCCACCCUCUGGGACCCCCAGGUAAAACCAAGGAAGGCUACGACUGCUUCAUUGGCUACGACCGCGAAUGCUUCCCCGUGAAGCCCACCGAGCCUCGCUCUGGAGUCCACCGCCGCAUCCCCUACCCCGCCGAGGCGUACGAGCCCCACCUGAACGCCGACGGAACCCGCAACGGAGUCCUGGAGCCCUCCAACCCACACUGCGACCCCGAGUACGACCGCGACUGCCGCCUGCGCCGCUUCGAGCCCGAGCAGACCCACGCCGACACCCAGCCUGAGCAUCACGGCGAGGAGCACAGCCAGGGAGCUGCAGAUAGCGAGCAGCAGGAACAGGAGCAGUACGACACGGAACCCUACCAGAGCGGCCAGGAGGAGCCUCACAUGUCCUACCAGCCACUCCCACAGGGGAUGCCCAGCCUCCAGGACAUACUGAGGCGCUAUGGAGACCAGUUCUCCGAGCAGGAUGAUCACAGAGCUUACGCAGACGACUACCGCAAGAAAUAAACACACUAACACACACAUGCAUGCAGAUGGACAUGAAUACACAGUCCCAUGCGUUCUUGCAGCGAGAAACCAGUUCUAACUGGACCAGAUAUGGGACACUGGUGAAGUUUAUGGACCCAAUGAGUGAGUACAUGUACGUACAUCCAAACAUAGCCUCCUGCUGUAGGAGCAUACUCAGAAACGAUGCUGGAACACCCUCGGCUUUCCAUGCCUUUUUUUGCUUCAGACCUGUUGCUUUGGCGUAUUGCUUUUCUACUUUCCAACUCCAACCUCCUCCAUCCACUCAAAUGUGUAAUGACUUCUCCAGCCUCAGCUCUGCUUCUUUAUCUAUGCAUCUCACUUUUAAAAGUUUGUUUGUGGGUUUUUUGUCCUUGGAUUUUAUGGAAAGAUUUUUUUUUUUCAUUUUGAAUGUUCUAAUAAAAAGCUCUAGAAAGCUG
Amphiprion ocellaris (clown anemonefish) is the source of this 2582-nucleotide messenger RNA. RefSeq names its product actinodin1 (gene and1). NCBI's taxonomy places the organism in Eukaryota, Metazoa, Chordata, Actinopteri, Pomacentridae. The transcript is spliced from 7 exons. The record is from RefSeq and is a predicted model, not a curated record. Bases 217 to 2145 code for a protein of 642 amino acids.